Molecule: messenger RNA, 1008 nt
Organism: Quercus lobata
Lineage: Eukaryota; Viridiplantae; Streptophyta; Magnoliopsida; Fagales; Fagaceae
Product: protein FAR1-RELATED SEQUENCE 5-like
Exons: 2
Coding region: 338-844 (168 amino acids)
Source: RefSeq, a predicted model, not a curated record
ACCGCCCAGCUAAUUUGCCACUUCACCAAAAAUUCUAAAAUCCAAAUUAUUUGCUCACCGGCCAGCUCUAUUCUCUCCACCUCCCUGCAUCAUUGAAGAACAAGCUCUAUGAGAUUAAAAUAACAAAACUUGAAAUACACUUUCACUUCUCUAAUCCUGCUUCACCGCUCAGCUUAUUUGCCGCUUCACCAAAAAUUCUAAAACCCAAAUUAUUUGCUCACCGCCCAGCUCUCUACUCUCCACCUCCCUGCAUCAUUGAAGAACAAGCUCUAUGAGAUUUUGAACUAUCUUUGUUCUUGGGUCUAACUUUUUCUAGCUUGUUUCCCUCUUUUCCCCCAUGACUGAAGUGGUUGCCAGAAUCCGAUGCUCACCAUUGCAACUAACCAUGGCUGAUCAAGUGUUUUUAAUCACAGAUAUUAGAGUCAAUGAGGAAGGUGUUGAAGAUAUUGAAACUUUGCUUGUAAUGGUGGUGCGUAGUGAGGAUGAAGCAUAUAAAUUGUACAAUGACUAUGCCAUUCAAAUUGGGUUUAGUGUUCGGAAAGAAAAAAUCAGAUAUGCAAAACAUGUUGUAAGACAACGAGAUUAUGUGUGUUCAAAAAAAGGAUUCGCACGAGAUAGUGACAAUUUGGAUGAUAAGAAGUUCAAAAAAUUACAAACUAGGAUCGGUUGUGAAGCUAGUAUCCGAUUUACAGUGACAAAUGGUGAGUGGAAGGUUACUCACUUCAAUCCUAUUCAUAAUCAUGAGCUUGCAAAGCCAGAAGAAAGGCCAUUUCUAAGGCCGAAUCAAAAAAUAACUGAUGCUCAGUUAGGUGUUAUAAAAACUUUCAAGGAAGCAGGUAUAUGAAUAAUAAGUGCAUAUUCCUAUUUAGUUCAAGAAGUUGGAGGGUUUGAAAAUAUUGGAUUUAUAAAACGAGAUUGCUAUAAUGUGGUAAACAAGCAGAAGUUAAUCAAUGUUGAGGCUGGAAAUGCUCAAAGUUUAGUAAACCACUUUAAACAGAGGCAAGCAGA